Messenger RNA from Effrenium voratum, 2499 nucleotides. Lineage: Eukaryota; Dinophyceae; Suessiales; Symbiodiniaceae. The record is from the annotation of a GenBank genome assembly.
CUCAAGGGUUGAGAAAAUGAUUGCGGCUCCUGGCGGCGCUGCCAGGAGCGACCGACGCCAGCUGCCAAAGUACGCAGCGCCGAUCGUCGAUGAGAGAAGCCUGUCUGCAGGAGCCUGGACCCAUGCAGGCGGAGGCGCUGCCACUUGGCGAGUCAGGUGCGCCGUUGCCGCCGGCACCGAGCAAGCGCAUGGCCAAGCAGUUGGUGAAAACUCGGUUUUGCAAGCACUUCCUGAGAGGCUAUUGCCGGUACCAGGACAAGUGCGGCUAUGCGCAUCAUGACGAGGAGCUGGUCCCUCGGCCCAACUUGGCCAAGACCAAGAUUUGCAUGAGCUUCUUGGCGGGGAACUGCCAGAAUGACGCCUGCAAUUACGCCCACGGCCACACGGAGCUGCGGGCAGAAAAUGGCGAGGCCCUGGACGUAGCAGGCCUUUCGGCAGACGGAAGGCAAGCUGCUGAUGACUUUCAGAGCCAGCAACUGCAAAUGCUGCAAGAGCUGCAGCGCUCAAUGCAAUUCCCGGGGACGCCAGCUCAAGGCCAAAGUUUUACGCCUAUGCAACCUCAGCAGCAGCAGCAGCAGCAGCAGCAGCAGCAGCAGCAGCAGCAGCAGCAGCAGCAGCAGCAGCAGCAGCAGCAGCAGCAGCAGCAGCAGCAACAGCAACAGCAACAGCAACAGCAACAGCAGCAACAGCAACAGCAACAGCAACAGCAACAGCAGCAGCAACUUGAGUUGCAGUUGAAACAGCUGCAGCAACAACAGCUGCAACAACAGCUGCAGCAACAAAUGCAGCAACAAAUGCAGCAACAGCAAGCGCAGCAGCAGAUGCAACAUCAGCAACAACCACAAUCGCAGCAACCGCAGCAGCAGCAUCCGAUUUCUCCAGCAGCGCCUGUGCAGGCGCAGCAGUUGCAGCAGUUUCAGCAGGCGCAGCAAUUGCAGCAGUUGCAGCAGGCACAGGCGCAGCAGGCACAGCUGCAACAGCUGCAGCUUCAAGCGCAACUGCAGCAGAGAGACCACUCGCCAGACUCGCAGCAACAAUUGCAGCCGUCUUUUCAGCAAGGGCCCGCUACAGCACCCAUGGCUCCGAUGACUCCAAUGGCUGCGAUGGCUCCAAUGGCUGCGAUGGCUCAGAUGGCUCCGAUGGCUCCGAUGGCUCUAAUGCUCCCGAUGGCUCCGAAAGCGGCAAUGGCGCAAACUGCGCUGGCGCCAGGCGCGGUGCCAGGCGCGGUGCCAGGCGCGGUGCCAGGCGCGGUGCCAGCGUGGGCAGUGCCGCCGGCGCCGGAGCCAACGCCACCCUUGCCACCCACCUCUCCCUUGCCAACUGGAGUCCAGCCUUCUGCGCCCGUGGCAGAGACUUCUGCGGCGCAACCUUUGGCGAGGCCGCCUGGUACCGAACCAUGUGCUCAGCGGCUGGACUGGACACAGCCAGCGGAAGGUCAGGCUUUCCAAAGGCAUCGGCUGGAGGAGGCAUUGGCCAGCCUGGCACAAGAGCGGGCGCGGCCAGAGGACUUCGGCACGCUCAGGGAGAGGGCACCAAAGAUGAGUCCAGUCCCAGAGGUGCGGCUGCAACCUGAGGCGUUGCCUCUUGUGCGGGCUGGAAUGGGUCAGGCAUUCUCAGCUGGUCAGGAUGCCGAGUUGUUUCACCAGGUGGCAAAAGCAGUGCUUGGGCUGCUCGCGGAAGAGGAGCAGAUGGAGCGCUUUAUGACAGCAAACGAGGUGACGCCUAGCUUCGCAUGUAUGAGGUGGGCAUCCAUCUCAAGCCGCCUGCUUUCGUCCAAGCAGCAGUUGGCCUUGCUCGAGGGCAAGUGUUUGCUCUCCCACAGCCAGCAUGAGUCUCUCAACGGCGUGGAGGAGCAGCUGGUCCAAUACAUCUUUUUACGAAGUCCAUCGUGGGUUGCCGCCUUUCCACAGCUGGCCCAGCGCUGCACCCGGCUCCUGGCGGCCCGCCUUUCGCAGGAGCUGCCUUUUGCCCAGGCAACGAGGGCGAAGAAAUCUGGUGCCUGCAGCGCGCUCCACCAGAAGCGGCCGGACACCUUUCAUAGGAAUCAUCAUCAUGGCGUCGCUGUGAGCGGCAUGCAUAUGAGGCGAAAUUUUGAGAUUCCAUCGCGAUCUGCUCGCACCAUGAACGAGCUGCCUGCGAUGGAUCCGAAUGUGCGAGACUUCUACAUCCUGUCGGCCGAUGCGUUGCCCCCACCUCCAGGCUUGAGCCUGGAUGACUAUGAGGACGAGGAAGAGGAGGAUGAGGAUGAGGAUUGAUCACAGGUUUCUUGCAUGCAUUUAUAGCCAGAUUUAUGACCGUAGCUAUUGUAGCUUUGAGUCCCGGUGUCCGCGGUGUCCCACAUAUGCCUUGGAAUGCGGGCGGACUUUUUUAUGAGACGAGGGCAUCGCCUAGCAGAUGGAGUGCUUGGGCUCUCAUGGAACUGAGAGCCCAAGUCUGGUUUUUGCUCCCGGCACUUGGCUUGCCAUUGGGCGAUGAGUCUGGCAGCUGGGACACCCUCAC